AUGACCAUAAACUAUAACUACGAUAGGCUUCCCGCCCUACACGAAUCUCAAGGCAUUGCCGAUUACCUUGAUACAGCUUGGAGGACCGACAGCUCGCCUGAAUUCGACGCGACCGAUUCCGCUUCAUGGCUGAAACUGCCCAGCGCGGCUCAACACAAGUACAUGACCUUGGACCAUCGAGACACUGCGGAUGGAUCAAGCCUGAACAGCUUUCGCACGGAGAAGUCGUCCUCGUCAACCAGCAGUGGCAUCCAUAAAUUCAAGGAUGGAUGGGAGAAGAACAUUGUCGCCCGAGUGCGGAGAAAGCCUCUCCCUCGGUAUAUGCAAGGUUCGAUACGCAAGCAUCCAGCCGCCGAGAUCGAACCCACCAGGGUCAAAAGAGGCGUUUGGAAGGACCAACUGCUUGUCGAUCGCUCUUUGAGGGGGAUGAGUCUCCUCAUGAGCGCGUUCGCCAUCGCCAUGCUUGUGGUCGUUGCUACUCACGCAGAAGCUUUCGGCGCGAGAGCGAAUAAGUUCACCUCGUCUGUUGGAGGUGCCUCGCAGGACUGCCACAUCGCCACGAAAACGAAUACCGCACUGCUCCUCGUGAUCAACGUGGCCGCCACUAUGGUGCUGGGAAUGUCUAAUACGUAUCAACAAAUCUUAACGUCCUUACAAACAAGCGAUUUGAAACACAUGCUUAAGAAGUUCGGGGACUCAAGGGUGGGUACUAAUUCACCAUGGAACAUCAACCGCAAAGAAAAAGGAAAAGCAAAAUCCUGGGCCGCGUGGUUGUUGCUAGUCUGCACAUCGUUACCGAUCCACUUUCUCGCGAACUCACUAAUUGGACCAUCCUACGUCAUUGAGCCUCCACCUGCGGUCACAUUCAACGAGACGACUUACACGGGGAUACUACAAAUGAAUCGCGCAUCCAACACGAUUGAUGGGAGCCCCAUCUCUACGUCAUCCUCGUUCCUUUGCUGGAGCUCCUUUAGAACAGGUCGCGCUUCGUUUCCACGCUCAACUAUGCUCAUGAACGGGGACCUCAGCACCGCCAACCAAGGCGGACUAGUUUACUCGAAAUUGUCCAUUUCAUACGCGAAAGAGAACUGUUCGGGUCUCGCAGGCACGUGGGAGGACGUUAGUAGUCUCGAGGAAACCUAUAAGACUACCGGUUACAACUACGUGCAGUAUGCGGAAGGGGAGUGCGUAAACAGCGAGAGCGUAAUCUGCACCAUGCGGGACCAGAAACCUGCACAGUGUCGCCUGAACGUGCGAAUGAAUGCCGCUUUCGUCCUCGCCGCAGCCCUCUCUAUCAAGGCAAUCUACAUGAUCAUUGUCAACUUCGUAGCGCGAGGACAUACCAAGCGGCAACUCCUGACGUUUGGAGACGUCAUCGUUGCAUCGGCUUCCCAUAGUGAGCUUCGCGUGCAAGGCGAGUGCAUGGUCAAUGCGAAAGAGAGUUAUCGAAGGCAUUGCAAGCAUAGUUGUCAUAAACAUUGCAAGAGCCCCCAAGAAUCACGAACGGGCGAGGAAGUCGGUCACUGCCAGAAAUGUAAGAAGUGGAACUCUGUCGACCGCUUUACGAACGAGAUACAUCCGACCAUCGCUACGAAAGUCAAAAGAAGUCUCAUUUCAAAUCUCGGAAAUACGGCACUCACGCAGAUGACUAUCAUGACAUUCUGCAGUAUAGCAAUGGUUGCCGCUUCGAUCGCAGCCGCCGUACCAGUGGGCUUGUCUAACACUGCGGCAAAGGAGCAGUGCAAGAGCGGAGUUAACAAUGAUCCAUUCUGCCAGAUGGUCCUGGCGAACGCUUUUCUUACAUGUCUGGUGGCUGGGGAGGGUUCAACCACUCUUUACCCAUCGCUGCCUUACCUCCUGACGAUCAAGGUAACGAGGUCUUCUCCUUCCUGA
This is a messenger RNA of Didymosphaeria variabile, 1893 nucleotides long. RefSeq lists its product as uncharacterized. The record is from RefSeq and is a predicted model, not a curated record. Lineage: Eukaryota; Fungi; Ascomycota; Dothideomycetes; Pleosporales; Didymosphaeriaceae. Bases 1 to 1893 code for a protein of 630 amino acids. The transcript has a single exon.